AUGACUGAUUCCAUCUACAAGGGAGAAGACUUCGAACAAAAGGUCAGAAAGCAAGUCGAGUUUUACUUCUCCGACAGCAAUUUGCAAACUGACAAAUUUUUGUGGAAAAUUUACGAGGCCAAUGAUGGUUGGGUUGAAUUGAAGACCAUCUUGACCUUCGGUAGAAUGAGACAAUACCGUCCUGAAGAACGUGUUAUUGCAGCAUUGAAGGAAUCCAAGCUCUUGAAGCUCUCUGCCAACGAAGACAUGGUCAGAAGAACCGAACCAUUGAGAGAAUUCAACGAGUUGAAGAAUAUCAGAAAGAGAAACACAGUACACAUCGAGGGAUUCCCUAAGGAAGCCACCCAAGAAGAUUUGGAAGCUUUCUUCGGUAAGAUUGUCGAACAAUUACCAAAGGAAAAGGACGUCAGUUCUAUACGUAGAGUCAAGAGCAGAGUCAAGAGAGAAUUCUUUGGUGUUGUGGAUGUUGAGCUUAAGACCCAAGAAGAUGCUGAAUACUUAUUGAACUUGACUCUCAGCUACCCACAAGGUGCUGUCAAGGCUGACGAUGAAUCCGUUGACAAAAAGACCAUUUUGAAGCAGAUGUCCUUGUUGACUUUCCAAGAAAUGAGAGAAAGUGGCAAGAGAUUCGGUGUCAACGAAGUUGGUAAGAGACGUAACAGUUUCAACGACAAGGGAGGAAAGAAGAACAAGAAGGCCAGAAAGGAUGUGAAGGAAGAAAACGAAAUCAAGGAAGAAGCUAAGGAAGAAGCUAAGGAAGAAGCUAAGGAAGAAGCCAAGGAGGAAGCUAAGGAGGAAGCCAAGGAGGAAUCCAAGGAAGAAGCUAAGGAGGAAACUAAGGAGGAAACUAAGUAA
Molecule: messenger RNA, 855 nt
Organism: Suhomyces tanzawaensis NRRL Y-17324
Lineage: Eukaryota; Fungi; Ascomycota; Pichiomycetes; Serinales; Debaryomycetaceae
Gene: LHP1
Product: Lhp1p
Exons: 1
Coding region: 1-855 (284 amino acids)
Biological process (GO): RNA processing
Cellular component (GO): nucleus
Molecular function (GO): mRNA binding
Source: RefSeq, a predicted model, not a curated record